Molecule: messenger RNA, 2300 nt
Organism: Humulus lupulus (European hop)
Lineage: Eukaryota; Viridiplantae; Streptophyta; Magnoliopsida; Rosales; Cannabaceae
Product: actin-related protein 3
Exons: 9
Coding region: 419-1705 (428 amino acids)
Biological process (GO): Arp2/3 complex-mediated actin nucleation
Cellular component (GO): Arp2/3 protein complex; actin cortical patch
Molecular function (GO): actin filament binding
Source: RefSeq, a predicted model, not a curated record
GUGGUGGGUCGUUGUUUGUUUUCCAAGAAAAGUAUCGAAAGAAAAUUACCAAAAAAAAAAAAAAAAAAAAGAGAAAAGAGAGAGAGAACCGAAGGCACAGAAACAAUGAUGAUGAAUUCAAUUAGAGACGGUGGAUUCUGUUUGUGCAGUCGUCGUUGAAAUGGGUGGAGAAGCUGUUAUUUACUCUAAGCUACCAAGCUUUCCGUUGAGUCUUUGCUUUUGCUUUAGUUUCAAGUCUCUGUCGCAAUCACAAUCUCAAUCUCAAUCUCAAUCACCUUCUUCAUCUUCUUCGUUUUUGCGCUUCUCUAAGCGCCCUUCACGACCAUGAUCGUUUCUCUUACACCCUUUAAAGGAUCUCAGUUGCAGAUCCAUUUUCAUCGCCGUAUCCAAAACCAACAUCACUUAAUCUCGUUUUAUUAUGGACCCCGCCGCUUCACGCCCCGCCGUGGUGAUCGACAAUGGCACCGGCUAUACUAAGAUGGGUUUUGCUGGAAAUGUGGAGCCUUGCUUCAUUGUGCCGAGUGUCGUUGCUGUAAACGAAUCGUUUUUGAAUCAAUCGAGAACUUCCUCGAAGGCCAAUUGGUUAGCGCAGCACAGUGCUGGUGUUAUGGCCGAUCUUGAUUUCUUUAUUGGGGAUGAGGCGCUUGCAAAAUCUCGAUCUAGCAGUACUUAUAAUCUUACCUAUCCGAUUAGACACGGGCAAGUUGAUAAUUGGGAUGCAAUGGAGCGGUUCUGGCAGCAGUGUAUAUUUAAUUAUUUGCGUUGUGAUCCAGAGGACCAUUAUUUUCUUUUGACUGAGAGCCCAUUGACUGCACCGGAGAGUCGUGAGUAUACUGGUGAAAUUAUGUUUGAGACGUUCAAUGUUCCCGGGCUUUACAUUGCGGUGAACUCUGUGCUUGCUCUUGCGGCUGGUUACACAACGUCUAAGUGUGAGAUGACCGGAGUUGUAGUAGAUGUUGGGGAUGGCGCUACUCAUGUUGUACCUGUUGCUGAUGGUUAUGUCAUUGGGAGUAGCAUUAAGUCAAUUCCUAUUUCUGGGAAAGAUGUAACGCUCUUUGUGCAGCAGCUUAUGCGGGAAAGAGGAGAAAAUGUUCCGCCAGAAGAUUCCUUUGAAGUAGCACGUAAAGUGAAGGAAACAUAUUGCUAUACAAGUUCUGACAUUGUCAAGGAGUUCAAUAAACAUGAUAAAGAGCCAUCGAAGUAUAUUAAACAAUGGAGAGGCAUUAAACCAAAGACAGGGGCACCAUACUCUUGUGAUAUUGGCUAUGAAAGAUUUCUCGGGCCAGAAGUGUUCUUCAAUCCUGAGAUAUAUAGCACCGAGUACACUACUCCUUUACCAGCUGUCAUAGACAAGUGCAUUCAGUCAGCACCAAUUGACACAAGGAGGGCUUUGUAUAAGAAUAUUGUGUUGUCUGGAGGCUCAACCAUGUUCAGGGACUUCCAUAGGAGAUUGCAACGGGAUCUAAAAAAGAUUGUUGAUGCCCGAGUUGUUGCAUCUGAAGCUCGACUUGGUGGAGAAAUAAGAUCGCAACCUGUGGAAGUCAAUGUUGUCAGCCACCCCAUCCAGAGAUUUGCAGUCUGGUUUGGAGGCUCUGUACUUGCAUCAACACCAGAAUUUUUUGCGGCAUGUCAUACAAAAGCAGAGUACGAGGAGUACGGCGCAAGCAUAUGUCGAACCAAUCCCGUCUUCAAGGGGAUGUAUUGAUACGAAAAAAAUCAAUUUGACUGGCAUUUCCUCAUAAGAACAUCUUAAGGACUGCCUUGUCACUUCCAUCUCUUGAGGGCAUGACUUUUACUUCACAUCCUGAUGUUUCCUUGGCUUCAUCAUGUGUAUGCACUAUGCAUAUGCUGUGAGAGAGGUGGUGUACAAUAUAGUGAUUUAUUCCAUUUGUAAGAAAACUGGAUUUCCAUUCAUUAAUUUCUUAGGAAGUUGCAGAUGACCCAGAAGCCAAUAGGAAGUGGACUAAUAAUGUUUCUGGCAUGGAAAAAGUACAUGUGGCCCCUAGAAGAUCAGAUGAGAAUCAUUAUCCAAUUCCAAGUAAAGUUUUUUGGGGCUGAAUUGCAUUUUUGGUGUUUUAGUUUAGCCAUAGAAGAUUGUUAAGAUUAUUCUUAAUCUUUUUGACAGUUGACAAUUAAGCUCAAUUCAUUGUACUUGUAUUACUAUGUUUGAGUUAGGAAAUCUGUUUAUCAAUUUGUUUGUCUUUUUGGUACAGUUUCUGCAGAACUCAUAUUCAUGUAAGAGCAUGAUGAUCUUAGAAAUUAAACAUUUUUCAACUAGUGCAAUUGCCCUUUUCUCAUUA